AUGCACUUGAUUACACAUUGUACUGUUACCGGUAUAAAAACUGACAUUUCUGUUGCGCAUAUACCACAUCUCGUCACUGUCGAACUGGAUCCCGAUGGGGAUUGUGACGUAUGCCUUCCUUGGCAACUCGACUGCGGCUUCGGCAGCCCGCGAUGUAUCUCGAAGAAAAAGCUCAACGAUGGCAAGAUAGACUGCUAUUCUGGGCUCGAUGAGGGCUGCCCUUCUCAUUAUUUUGUAUGUAAAGAUAAAAGUACAUGUAUAGAACCAGCUUUAUUCCAAGAUGGUAAACGACAAUGCGCUGAUGGCAGUGACGAGCCAUGCGCUCCGGGUCAAUUUCCCUGCUCAGAUGCUUCCAAGUGCAUACCUCUACGAAAAUUUCAAGAUGGCGUCGAAGAUUGUGCUGACGGGAGCGAUGAAGAAUGUACGACUUCGCAACUGGAAUGUGGUUGUGGAAAGAUACGCUGUGUGUCACGCAAGCAAGUUGGAGACGAUUUUUGGGAUUGUGAAGAUGGCAGCGAUGAACUCUUCAAUGUUACCCAUAGUGAUGUCUGUCCGGACGGAAAAAGACGAAGGCGAGGGGCAAACUCUGUACUCAUUGGAGAGCUUCAGUUGUGCACGGAUUCUAGCCUCUGCCAUGGAAAACUUGGUGAAAUAUGCAUUGUUGUCGGCGGAUCCUGGAGAUGCGUGUGCCAACGAGGCAGUGUUCGGCUACCUGGAGCUUCAAGAUGCAUUCCAACAAAGGAAGUCGAGGCUUACAUGAAGGAGCCACUCUCCAACUGCAGCGCAGCUCGUGAAGAUCUACAACUGCGGUUCAGCAAUGCUUCAGGUCUUCUCGCAAAGUUGACGCGACCUAUUCCGCAGACGACAGAAGUACGAAGAGCGCCGAUUACUAGAGAAGUUCCCGCUAGCACAACUGAAAAAAACGAUGCGUCAGCAUGUCCACCGUCAAGCACUCCCUUCAAUGGAACAUGCGUUCCUUUGGUGAACGAAUGCAAGAACAAGACGUUGAACGAUUGUGACCCGGCCGCUACUUGCAUGGAUAAUCCGUUAUCUUACGAGUGUUUAUGUCGAGAAGGUUACCUGGACGUCUCGGCUGAUCCAGUGAAGAAACCUGGACGAAAAUGCAUGAAAUUAGUGAACGAGUGCUCUGAUGCCAAGUACAACGACUGUUCACCUCAUGCGAAAUGUAUCGACAAAACUGUAGGCUAUACUUGCCGAUGUGUGCCUGGCUUUGCGGACACUUCACCGUUGGGACUGAAACGACCAGGAAGGAAAGUUAGAAGAAGUCUGAAUGAGUGCUCAAAUAAAGAAAAAUAUCGUGUUGAUUGUGAUGAGAAUGCAAUUUGUGUGGAUACAGAUGAUUCCUAUACUUGCCAAUGUCGUCCAGGAUAUGCUGACAUUUCUGCUUCGUUCAAUCGAUUACCCGGCCGUCGUUGCAUUGAAGCAGUUAACGAAUGCUCCGUUAAAGGAAUGAAUGAUUGCUCUGAGUUCGCCUUCUGUGAAGAUGCAAAGGAAGGUUACGUAUGUACAUGCCGUCCAGGAUACGUUGACGCAUCCCCGAAUGCUACUCAUUACCCGGGACGAGUUUGUCGUAAGCCUGUCGAGAAACUUACCGUAACCGAGUUUACUAGUUCUUUCUCACAUGAUACAUGUGAUCCGAAGAAGUCUCGCUAUGGCACGUGCCGAGUGGUAAUUGGUGGUAGUGGGCGUCGAAGAUCACGAAUAUGUUUGACCUACUCUGGGGUCCAAGCACUAUUCUCUGCAUGCUCGAGAACUAACGAAUGCGACCGAAAUGCAGUUUGUCUAAAUACUUUCGAUUCCUACAGCUGCCAGUGUCGUCCCGGAUACAUCGACAUGUCGCCAGAUCCGGAAAAGAAGCCCGGAAGGAUCUGCAAAGAACUGGUGAACGAAUGCGCCACGACGAAUAAUGAAUGCUCGCAAUUUGCAAAAUGUGUGGAUCUUACCGAAGGAUACGCAUGUCAAUGUUUGGAGGGAUAUGUGGAUGUAUCGUCAAAGCAUAAACUGCCACCUGGUCGGAGAUGCUCGCAAUCCAACAACGAAUGCGCAUUCAAACAUCUGAACACUUGUGACGAGAAUGCCGAUUGUAUCGACACGCCAGAUGGUUAUACUUGCCAGUGCUAUGCUGGUUUCGUGGACGUCUCCUCAAACGCAAAUCUGCCUCCUGGUCGUGUAUGCACGGUCCAAACAACUUGCCCUAAGCAGAAAACAGAUCUCGUGUUCUUGAUCGAUGGUUCUGGUUCGAUUGGGUCCUAUGUAUUCAAAAAUGAGGUGCUGAGGUUUGUGCGAGAAUUUGUGGAACUGUUCGAGAUUGGCUUGGAUCGCACAAGAGUAGCCCUUAUCCAGUACUCAGAUCAGAUUAGGCACGAGUUUGAUCUGGACCAGUAUACUGACAAGGUAGGACAUCAUCUUCUUUGUGGGACCCAUAGGAAUAUGUUCGAGAGACGGGGAGCCCGACCACAAACCAGCGAUGUCUCAAGGGUAGCCAUAGUGCUUACCGAUGGUCGUUCGCAAGACAAUGUGACUGGUCCAGCUGAAGCUGCUCGCAAGCUGAGCAUUACCACCUUCUCCAUUGGUGUGACCGACCAUGUUCUCGCGAGUGAGCUCGAAGCCAUUGCUGGUUCACCGAAUAGAUGGUUUUAUGCUAAUGAAUUUGCGGUGAGGAAUGCCUGGGUACGCUCUGGACGCCAGAGUUUGGAGUUUCUUCUAGCCUUUUGA
Molecule: messenger RNA, 2736 nt
Organism: Cylicocyclus nassatus
Lineage: Eukaryota; Metazoa; Nematoda; Chromadorea; Rhabditida; Strongylidae
Source: the annotation of a GenBank genome assembly